AUGUUCGCCAGGGACGCCAAUGGACACACUGUCCAGCUCCUCAACGAUGAUGAGCCUCAAAAAGCCCCCCAGGUCCAAUACCAGCCGAUGCCUUACCGUGCGCCAUCCAGCUUUGGACAACCUUAUCAUCCCACCUUGACCAGGAGUCUCUCGUCGUCGCCAAACACCCCAGAGCUGCUUCGAUCCGACUCCUAUGACUCUCAGAUGAGCAACGAGCCCAUCUCUCCCAUGACCCCCAUCUAUGACUAUAGCCGGGGAUACCCUAUCGAUACUCGGCACUAUGAGGACCACUCGGACGCACACAGCUACAUCGGUGCCAAGAGGCCGCGCACCAUGAGCGACAGCAGAUCCAUGUCUUAUGAGGACGAUGCCGCGAGCCCGGCUGCCACCGAAAGGACCGGCAAGAGGUAUCCGUGCAGGUAUCGGGACAGCCACGGCUGCGAGAAGACUUUCACCACGUCUGGCCACGCCUCGAGGCAUUCCAAGAUCCACACUGCCGAAAAGGCGGUCCCCUGCUCCUUCCAAGGUUGCACCAAGAAGUUCACACGGGCCGACAACAUGAAGCAGCAUUUGGAAACACACUACAAGGACAAGUCGCGCUCAUCUACCCGGCCAUCUCUGGCUGGCGAGCGCAAGUCUUCCUCCUCCGGAAAGUCCUCCCGAUCCAAGUCAACAACUUCAGUAACGACCGUCGCCAGUGCCGCUAGCCCAGCCGCACUACCACUCACACCUGGGGUUGGCAGUGCCUGGGACAUGCGUGGACUCAACCUCCCUCUUCUGAGCCCUUCGAUCGGCGUGCCAACACCGAGUAGCGGGCUGGACGCUCUAGCUAUGGCAGUCGCCUGCCAAGAAGGGUCUUCUUAG
Molecule: messenger RNA, 864 nt
Organism: Sordaria macrospora k-hell
Lineage: Eukaryota; Fungi; Ascomycota; Sordariomycetes; Sordariales; Sordariaceae
Biological process (GO): regulation of transcription by RNA polymerase II
Cellular component (GO): nucleus
Molecular function (GO): RNA polymerase II cis-regulatory region sequence-specific DNA binding; DNA-binding transcription factor activity, RNA polymerase II-specific
Source: RefSeq, a predicted model, not a curated record